Molecule: messenger RNA, 2124 nt
Organism: Petromyzon marinus (sea lamprey)
Lineage: Eukaryota; Metazoa; Chordata; Hyperoartia; Petromyzontiformes; Petromyzontidae
Product: cyclic GMP-AMP phosphodiesterase SMPDL3A-like
Molecular function (GO): phosphoric diester hydrolase activity
Source: RefSeq, a predicted model, not a curated record
GUUUUAUAUUUUUAUUAUUUUAUUGUUUCCCUUAUACGUGACUUUACCGAAAGAACCAAGAAUAGGAUAUGCAUAAGUUAGUUAAUGAACCUGCCUGUCUAAUUAAUUAUUAACCAUUAGUUAGGAGGUGCUUCCUCUUACCUUAUCAAUAUACAAAAGAAUGAACACAUUCGUGAAAUAUACAAUCGGCGAUGAUUCAGACGUGUUGAAUCUCUCGAGCGCCGUGGGCGGGGUCUCGCGCGCUGGGAAGGUGACGUCACGGGGAGGGGGGGUUCCCCCGCUGGGAAGGAGUUCCCGGACACAGCUGUGGACAGCAGUCGCCACGACCAGCGAGCAGCACAUGGCGCUGUCAGCGCCCCUGCCGAGGAGUCUCCUCUUCCUCCUCCUGCUCUUGCUGCUCGGGGCCAGCUGCCUCCUCCACACGGCCAUGGCAGCGGCACUCCGGGCUCGUGGAGGCAAAGGUGUGUUCUGGCACCUGAGCGACCUGCACCUGGACCCGAGCUACCGGGCGGACGCCGUACCGGAGUCGGUGUGCCGCUCCUCGCGGGGGCUCCCCGUGCGCGACGCGGGCCCCUUCGGCUCACACAUGUGUGAUUCGGCCUGGCGGCUCGUGCAGUCCGCCCUGGAGAACAUGCGCAGCCUCGACCCUGACCCGGACUUCCUCGUGUGGACCGGGGACAGCCCCCCGCACCUGCCUGUUAAGGAGCUGUCCACGCGGGAGGUGCUUGAGAUCAUGGGCAAUUUCACGACGCUUAUCCGAUCCACGUUCCCGAACACGCCCGUGAUUCCCGCGCUGGGAAAUCACGAUUACUGGCCGCAGGACCAGGACCCGGUGGCGGGCAGCGAACUGUACGACCGCGUCGCCGACAUGUGGAGCGGCUGGCUCACGGAGGAGUCGCAGGCCUUGUUCAGGAAGGCCGGCUUCUACACGCAGCUGGUGCGCGGUGCGAGCAGCGCGGCGCUGCGCGUCGUCACCCUCAACACCAACCUGUACUACACGCCCAACCGCCAGACGCUGGGCCUGCCGGACCCCGGCGGCCAGCUGGCCUGGCUGCGCGAAGUCCUCUCGCUGGCGCGCCGACACCAGGAGAAGGUGUACGUUGUGGCUCACGUCCCUCCGGGAUACAAGCCCGAGUUGGGCCCCGGGACGUUCGUGCGGCCCGAGUACAACGCGCGCCUCGUGGCGGUGUUCAGCGAGUUUGCGGACGUGAUCGCCGCUCACCUCUACGGCCACCUGCAUACCGACUGCUUCAUGGUGCUGCAGAGCCCCGCAGGGGCGGCUCUGGGCAGCAUGUUUGUGUCUCCGGCCAUCACGCCCUGGCGCUCCAACAAUGGCUCGGUGGCCAUACCGCUCGCCAACAACCCCGGCUUCCGUUCCUACAACUACAGCCAGCGCGACCUGGCUAUUGAGGAGCUGUCUCAGUUCUACCUGAACCUCACGGAGGCCAACGAGCGCGGGAAGGCCUCCUGGGCCCUCGAGUACCGCAUGGCCGAGGCGUUCGGCCUGCCCGACCUGCGCCCCGGCAGCCUGCUGGCGCUCGGGCGCCUCAUGCUGUCGCGGGGCCCCUCCGCCGACGCCGCCUUCGCCCUGUACGCGCGCCACUUCCUCGUGAGCUUCACGGCGGACCGCUGGUGCCAGGGGCCGUGUCGGCUCCGGCUCGCGUGCGCCGCGCUGCACGUGGGGAGCGGCGGCUACGAGGCGUGCAUCGACCGCGCCGCGGCGCGCGACGACGCGCGGGGGUGGGCGGCGGACCGCGUCGGCGGCGGCGGCGAGGUCGGAGCGAGGAUGAGAGUUGGCGACGGGAUGGGCGGCGCCGGCCCGGCUCGCGCUCUCCUCGCGCGGCUCUGAGAGCCGCUCUCGCCGGGAGCGGCUCCGUGUGCGCCGCGCUGCCCGCGGGCGCUCUGCCGGAGUUCCCUGGCCGCCGGCACUCGCGUCCCGACUACGGAGCGAGCGAGCGAGCGGCCAAUUUGUUGUUGUUUGUUUGUUGUUUGUUUGGGGGUUUACGCUCACGGGUGCCCUGUAAAUUUAAUCUUGAUUUGAAGCUUUCGUGACUGGAGGGAUCCCUACUCUUUGGUUCUUUCGGUAAAGUCACGUAGGUAUAAAAUAAAAUAAAUUAAAUCACG